AUGGAUGUUCUUUCAAUGUGUUCGUCGUCCCCAAACCAAUCUAUCCCGAGGAAAACUUCGGUAUUUACUCCUUCAACAUCUCAUACACAAAGUUUGCCUUCUCCACCGUUGGUUGAAAUGACGAACGAGAAAAAGGGACACCCACUUCCUUCCCUAACUUCUAUUUUACGUCCUUCCCUACAUGAGAUUAAUUCUAAUCCAUUACCACCGCCAACAAUAAUGCCAAAACCACUUCAUAAUACGUCGCCUGCUUCUAUUGUCAACCUUCAAAAUUCAUCAUUUCAACAACGAUCGUCUACUCCGCCAAGUCCUCCUUCGCAAUUAAAUUAUCAAAAACCACCACAACCAAUCCUUGCGCGAAGGUCGAGUUUCACUUCUUCUCCUUCAUAUUCAUUACCGCCACCUCGUUGUGAUACUACUACUUCAUUUAAUUAUUCUCAUUCGCCUGUUACUACUUCCUCAACUUCAGAUUACCCUCCUCCAUAUGCUACUUCUACUUCAUAUACUUCUACCGGUAAUAAUAUUAGCAGAGAUGAUAAUGAUUCUCCUUAUAUCCAACAAACCACAGAACAAUCGCUUGCUAAAAUAGGGAAGGUUAUAGACCAUUGUAACCAAAUCGCUCAAUUUGCUUCGCAAUAUCGUGACAUGAGAAUUAAUCAUAAUCCUUGGAAUGGUAUCGUUCUUCAAGUGAACGAGUCCCAUUUGACCAAUAUGAUAAAUAAAGCUUAUGAUGUAUUAAAUGUCUUGUCUAGUCUAAAGAGUGAAGUAUCUGCAAGAUUCCUAGCCGAGACAAGUCAAGAUGAAAUUGAUUUGAUUCGUAAGCAGAGGACGAGUAUUACCACAUCUUCACGGACAAAGUACAGGAAGCGAAGUAAGCGUGCUGCGCCUCCCGGAAGAUGUCAUUCCUGUAACAUAUCUGAAACUCCUGAGUGGCGUCGUGGUCCCGAUGGUGCAAGAACUCUAUGCAACGCUUGUGGCCUUCCGAUUUCUUCAAACAUGAGCAUGAGCUCAUCAUCUUCUUCACUUGAAAAUAAUAACAAUGUCUCAUUAAUGUCAACUCCCGGUGUUCCAGACAUAGAAAGAGAUUCUCCUCACGCUAAGCGAGCAAGGAUUGAAAUGGUGGACAUGUUUGAAGAUUGA
Messenger RNA from Funneliformis geosporum, 1140 nucleotides. Lineage: Eukaryota; Fungi; Glomeromycota; Glomeromycetes; Glomerales; Glomeraceae. The record is from the annotation of a GenBank genome assembly.